AUGAAAACGAUGAAGAUGAAGACAUUUAACGACGUUGAUGAUGAUAAAGAAGAAGAAGAAGAAGAAGAAGAAGAAGAAGCAAAGAAGUGCAGUGAGGUGAAGGAAGAGGGGGGCAGGCCGGUGACGAGGGCGAUGAGAGGCUGUACAUAUGUAUAG
This is a messenger RNA of Trichophyton verrucosum HKI 0517, 156 nucleotides long. RefSeq lists its product as uncharacterized. Lineage: Eukaryota; Fungi; Ascomycota; Eurotiomycetes; Onygenales; Arthrodermataceae. Bases 1 to 156 code for a protein of 51 amino acids. The record is from RefSeq and is a predicted model, not a curated record. The transcript has a single exon.